AUGAACUUGGCAAGAGCUGGGCACCUUCGCUCCCCUCCGCAGCCCAGUCCCCUAAGCUCCGACCAGGAUGAGGUUGAGAUCGACGUGCUGGCAGAGGAGGAAGAUGGAGACCAGACGGAGGAGGACGACGAGGAGAAGGCCGAGGAGAUAAGCCAGAAGUGCCUGGAGCCGCCGCUGCCGGGGCCCGGAGCCCGCACGCUUCCCGGGAGGAGCGCGGGGGACCGCGGCGGUCUGAGCAACUCCUCGGGAUUCAUCCGUAAGUUCCGAGCGCCGCGGACAGCCGCGACCGCCGCCGCAGCCGACGGCCCGCAGCCCGCCAAGCCGCCGUACUCCUACAUCGCGCUCAUCACCAUGGCCAUCCUGCAGAGCCCGCACAAGCGCCUGACGCUCAGCGGCAUCUGCGCCUUCAUCAGCGGCCGCUUCCCCUAUUACCGCCGCAAGUUCCCCGCCUGGCAGAACAGCAUCCGCCACAACCUGUCGCUCAACGACUGCUUCGUCAAAAUCCCCCGCGAGCCCGGCCACCCGGGCAAGGGCAACUACUGGAGCCUGGACCCAGCCUCCCAGGACAUGUUCGAUAACGGCAGCUUCCUCCGGCGCAGGAAGCGCUUCAAGCGCCACCACCCGGCCCCGGGAGGUCCCUCCCACGGCCCCUUCCCUCCGCCCGCUGUGCCCGCCACCCUGCACGUCUCCCACCCCAGCCUCCUGUUCCGCUCCUCUGCCCCGCCGUCGCAGCCUGGCCUCGCAGCCCAUCCUGCCGCCCCGCCCGGGAGCCGCCCGUGCGCGCCGCUGCACCCGCAUCCGCUCCGCUACCUACUGCUCGCCGCCCCCGCCUACGCCGAAGCGCCCAGAAAAGCCGAAGAGGCGGACCCGGCUACACCCCGUGCCAUCCCCGCGCUGCAACCCAUCCUGGGUUCCCAGCCUUGGGACUGGGACGAGGGCUCCGGAUCUCGGCCCGGACGUGGGUGUACCUCCUUCACCAUCGAGAGUAUCAUGCAGGGGGUGAGAGGAGGAGGAGGAGGAGGAACCGGGGCUGCUCUGAGUCCGCCCUCCGCUCCGUGGAGCUACUGCCACCUGCUGCAGCACCGGUCCUGCCUGCUGCACCCCCAGGCCGUUUCCCCUUUGCUGCAAGUGUCCGCCGCUGCCCGGACAAUGCUGCAGCAGCAGCCUCAGCAGCAGCAGCAGCAGCAGCACUGUGCCCGGAGCUGCGCUCCAGGUAAAGGCAUGCGCCUGGGCCGACACCUGUCGGCCGUUGCGGCGCUGCUGAGGCAUCAGCCUGCGGCCGAGGACUGCAGGCUGACAACUCUGGCCGCUCUUUCGGGCAGAGAGGGGACCUUGCCUGCAUUUUAA
Messenger RNA from Peromyscus eremicus (cactus mouse), 1347 nucleotides. Its product is annotated as forkhead box protein D4-like. The record is from RefSeq and is a predicted model, not a curated record. The transcript has a single exon. Lineage: Eukaryota; Metazoa; Chordata; Mammalia; Rodentia; Cricetidae. Gene Ontology annotation, molecular function: DNA-binding transcription factor activity, RNA polymerase II-specific; RNA polymerase II cis-regulatory region sequence-specific DNA binding. Bases 1 to 1347 code for a protein of 448 amino acids. Gene Ontology annotation, biological process: anatomical structure morphogenesis; regulation of transcription by RNA polymerase II; cell differentiation.